Messenger RNA from Echinops telfairi (small Madagascar hedgehog), 2648 nucleotides. RefSeq names its product centrosomal protein 70 (gene CEP70). The record is from RefSeq and is a predicted model, not a curated record. NCBI's taxonomy places the organism in Eukaryota, Metazoa, Chordata, Mammalia, Afrosoricida, Tenrecidae. Gene Ontology annotation, biological process: regulation of microtubule cytoskeleton organization; cilium assembly. Bases 233 to 1939 code for a protein of 568 amino acids. The transcript has 17 exons. Gene Ontology annotation, cellular component: centrosome. Gene Ontology annotation, molecular function: gamma-tubulin binding.
AUCCGACUUCACCGGAGCGGCCCGCUCCUCUGUAGAGCCGCCAGUCACGGAGACUUAGAAGGUUCUUGCUUGACAGAUGAAGAUCAAGUGUUGGACCUGAGAGCCAUUGGGUUACCAUUCCAUCCAGAUCGACUUGAAUGAACAGGUGAAAAGUACAGAAGGAAUCGGCUGUGAGGCAAUUCAGACUUUUUUAUUACCAACUUUGACUGCUUUUCAUUCUACAUAAGCAACUAUGUCUCCAGUAACUUCUAAAGCCCAGGAUCUCAGUGAGUCAUCAGACAGAUGCAUGACCGAAAAACAGCAAGAAGAAGCGGAAUGGGAAAACAUCAACUUGCUGCUGAUGACCCACGGGUUGAAAUCUUUGUCCCUAGUCAGAAGAACUGAUCUCAGAGAGCUUAUCGUUUUUGACAAGCAAUCAUCACAAAGGAUGAGAGAGAAUUUUAAAGCGCUGGUGGCAGACACAGCACGUCAAGAGAACAUGAUACGGGAGCUGAUAGAAGCGAAUCAGCAGCUUAAAAACGAGCUUCAGCUGGAACAGAGGCGAGCCGCAGAUCAGGAGCAGCGAGCUAAUGACUUGGAACACAUUAUGGAGAGUGUGAAAUCCAAAAUUGGUGAAUUGGAGGAUGAAUCCCUAAGUAGAGUUUGCCAGCAGCAGAAUCAAAUAAAAGAUCUUCAGAAAGACCACAUGGCUUUACAGACAAAAUGUCAGCACUACAAGAAAAAGCGAUUGGAGCUACAGGAAACGAUCGUUUCUUUACAAAAGAAUAUCUGUAGACUAACAAAGGAGGAAGAAGAGCGCGUUGUCUCUCAGAACAGAGUGUUUGCCUCUCUCUGUAAAAGAGUUCCUCAUAGUGUCUUGGAUAGACAACCGUGUAAAGAAGAUGAAAGCCAGUCAGAAGAAGAAAAGGACUACUCAAGUCUAGAUGCCUCCCCAAGCUACAAAGGCCUCCUAAUGACGUUGCAGAACCAGCUCCAGGAAUCUCAGUCCAAGAUUGAUGUGCUUUUAAGUGAAAAGCUGAACCUCCAGAAGGACUUGGAAGCCAGGCCCUCACAGCAUGAUUUGCGGCUUUAUAAACAGCAAGUGAAGAACCUAGAGAAAACCUUGAAGAAAAACAUCAAAUUUCAGGAGCUCAUCAGCCAGAAAAAGACUGAGGACCCAGAGAAGAAAGACGAGGAACCCAGCAAAGACAACCAGCAGCAGGCGCUAAAUGACCACCGAUACUUUCAGGUGCUGUGUAGCAUCAAUUCAAUUAUUAAUAACCCAAGAGCUCCAGUGAUACUUUAUAAGCAGAGCAAAGGAGGAGCCCACCAAUUUAAUAAAGAUUUUGUGCACGAUUGUGGGUUUGAGCAUCUUGUUCCCAUAAUUGAAAUGUGGGCAGAUCAGCUGACGUCCCUGAAGGAUUUGUAUAAGUCCUUGAAGGUCCUCUCUGCAGAACUGGUGCCUUGGCAUAAUUUAAAGAAGCAGGAGGAAAGUGAGGGCAUCAAAGUGGAAGAUCUUUUGUUUAUAGUGGAUACCAUGUUGGAAGAGGUUGAAAAUAAAGAAAAGGACAACAAUAUGCCAAACUUUCAAACUUUACAAGCUGUUGUGUCUCACUUCCAAAAAUUGUUUGAUGUGCCUUCUUUGAAUGGAGUCUAUCCUCGCAUGAAUGAGAUUUAUAUGAGGCUUGGAGAAAUGAACAACGCUGUGAGACACCUCCAAGAACUCUUAGAACUAGAUAGUUGUACUUCAGUGUAUGUGCUAGUGAACGCGGUUGGGAAAUUGUGCCGCCUGGUUAAUAAGGGUGUGAGUGAGCAGGUUAAACAGAUAUUGGGACCUGAAGACCUCCAAAGCAUUAUCAACAAAUUAGAAGAACACGAGCAGUUUUUCCCAGCAUUUCAGGCAUUCACAAAUGAGCUCCUUAAAAUCUUAGCAGUAUCUCGAAGUGCCUGGUUUCAGUGAAGUUCUGUCAUCAGUAAGGAUUUGGUGAACAUUAACGCGUGUUUACAAGCAGGGCGUGUUGGUGACAUCUUCGCAGAGUCCUACCGAACUUCCUCUUCUGAACUGCUUGCUUCAAAAAGCCAGCUCUCCCAUGUUUAAAUAAUAAAGUGAAGUAUGAUAUUUAACAUUGGGAAAAUGAAAUCAAUUUUGUAAAACACAACUAUUUUUUAAUUGUCUGAUGUCCUAUUUUAAGUCUCCAGAACUACAGAACACUCUACCGAAUACAAAUAUGAAGGAGACUGACUCUAGUGACCAUCUGAUUGUUGUACAUUUUCCCCCUUUAUCUUAUGUAAAGCGUCCAGCUGGCCGAGGAAAUAGCCCAGCCAGGGCCCUCCUCUGGGAGGUUCAUUCAUUGGACACGCUUCUUAUUUAGGGAGAAAACAGAUGUGCUGUCUGCGUGAUGGGGGGCCAGGGAGUAACCUGGUCUUGUUCUCCUAGCCACAACAUCAGGUGUGAAGGAAAGGCUCUGGUGCAGGCUUGCUUCUUUCGUUUGUUUCCUUUGGAAGUGUUCUCCAGUAAAGAAUUCUGAUGAACUAAAGGAAUCGUGUUUAGGCUAAAGGAAGAACCACCAACAUCCACCUAGACAAUGGAGGGGGGGGUGGAAUCCCAGGAAGCAUGUUUUUAUGUAAAAGAAAUGAGUUUGUGAAUAAUGUUCUAACACAGUGGUUCU